Coregonus clupeaformis (lake whitefish) is the source of this 2663-nucleotide messenger RNA. RefSeq names its product sodium- and chloride-dependent taurine transporter. Gene Ontology annotation, molecular function: taurine:sodium symporter activity. The record is from RefSeq and is a predicted model, not a curated record. Gene Ontology annotation, biological process: neurotransmitter transport; taurine transmembrane transport; sodium ion transmembrane transport. NCBI's taxonomy places the organism in Eukaryota, Metazoa, Chordata, Actinopteri, Salmoniformes, Salmonidae. Gene Ontology annotation, cellular component: plasma membrane. The coding region runs from base 376 to 2253 and encodes 625 amino acids. The transcript has 14 exons.
CCUUAGACCCAGCCCCAGAGGAGCGUGUGUGUGGGGGGGAUGGAAGUGGGAAGUGGAAAUUUACAGUCCCGAGUCAGUAUCUGGAGAGUUGGUCCGCGGCUACGAGGCUGUGCCCAAUCUCCACAUAGGAUUUAAUUGUCUUUAUCUGAGGGGCGUGCCUCGCUGUCAACUCCAUUUCUUGUGAGCUGUGUUGGCAUAAAGGCAUUCAGUACAGAGGAAUGUAGAUAGCUGAGAGAGAAGCACACUACACAUAGCCACACCAUGAAGGAAAUGUAAGUCCUUGGAAUUACUCAACUGGAAUUAGAAAAUAGCCUUAUCUUAAUAUUUAUGUUUUUUUUGGAUGCUUUUUGUUUCAACUGAAUAAGCAAUUUCAUAAUGGCACAGAAAGAGAAGCUCCAAAGUCUGAAAGAUUUCCACAAGGACACGCUGAAGCCUUCGCCAGGGAAGAGCCCGGGCACGCGGCCGGAGGAUGAGGCCGAGGGCAAGCCCAUCCAGAGGGAGAAGUGGGCCAGCAAGCUAGACUUUAUCUUGUCCGUGGCUGGAGGCUUUGUCGGUUUAGGGAACGUGUGGCGCUUCCCGUACCUCUGCUAUAAGAAUGGUGGAGGUGCGUUUCUCAUCCCUUACACCAUCUUCCUGUUUGGUGGAGGCCUGCCGGUGUUCUUCCUGGAGGUGGCUCUGGGCCAGUAUACCUCUGAGGGAGGCAUCACCUGCUGGGAAAAACUCUGCCCCAUCUUCACAGGUAUUGGCUACGCCUCCAUUGUGAUCGUCUCUCUCCUGAACAUUUACUACAUAGUGAUUCUAGCCUGGGGACUCUACUACCUAUUCCAGUGCUUUCAGCCGGAGCUGCCCUGGGCCAAAUGCAAUCAGCCAUGGAACACAGACCGGUGUGUGGAGGACACAUUCCGCAAGAACACGACCCUGAUGCUGGCUGCCAACAUCACCAACUUCACCUCCCCCGUCACUGAGUUCUGGGAACGCAACGUGCUGAGCAUCUCUUCUGGGAUCGACGACAUCGGGCCCCUAAAGUGGGACCUAGCCCUGUGUCUCCUGGCAGUAUGGAUCGUCUGCUUUUUCUGCAUCUGGAAGGGAGUCAAGUCCACUGGGAAGGUGGUGUAUAUCACAGCAACUUUCCCUUUCGUCAUGCUUAUCGUGCUGCUGGUGCGUGGAGUGACUCUGCCAGGGGCAUCCGAAGGGAUCAAAUUCUAUCUCUACCCCAACCUGACCCGCCUACAGGACCCAGAGGUGUGGAUCGACGCGGGAACCCAGAUAUUCUUCUCCUACGCCAUCUGUCUGGGGGCUAUGACGUCACUGGGGAGCUACAACAAGUACAAAUACAACUGCUACAGGGACUGUUUGCUGCUGGGAGGCCUGAACAGCGGUACCAGUUUUGUGUCUGGCUUCGCAAUAUUUUCCGUCCUGGGCUUCAUGGCACAAGAGCAAGGGGUGGACAUUGCCGAUGUGGCAGAGUCAGGUCCUGGCCUGGCCUUCAUUGCCUACCCUAAGGCUGUGUCCAUGAUGCCCAUGCCCACGUUCUGGGCCAUUCUGUUCUUCAUCAUGCUUCUGCUACUGGGCCUCGACAGUCAGUUUGUCGAAGUGGAAGGACAGAUCACCUCCCUGGUGGAUCUAUAUCCAUCCGUCCUACGUAUGGGUUACCGCCGUGAAAUCUUUAUAGCUGUGAUGUGUUGCAUAAGCUAUCUUCUGGGACUUACCAUGGUAACGAAAGGUGGCAUGUAUGUCUUUCAACUCUUUGACUACUAUGCAGCCAGUGGUGUGUGCCUUUUGUGGGUUGCAUUCUUUGAAUGUAUUGCUGUAGCCUGGGUUUAUGGCGCUGAUAAUUUCUAUGAUGCGAUUGAAGACAUGAUUGGCUACCGACCUAACCCGUGGAUGAAAUGGAGCUGGACCUUUAUCACUCCCGUCCUCUGUGCAGGUUGCUUUAUCUUCUCAUUGGUGAAGUACAAGCCCCUGACCUAUAACAAGGUGUAUGAGUACCCAGACUGGUCUAUCGGCCUGGGCUGGUCUCUGGCCCUGGCCUCCAUGAUCUGCAUCCCCAUGGUAAUGGUCAUCAAGAUCCUCCAGUCCGACGGACCGCUCAUAGAGAGGAUUAAGGCAGUGGCUGCCCCAGUAAAGGGAGGUGCGAGUUCUCGCCCCAAAGAGUACAGUGUGAAGGGCAGCGAGCUGACCCAGCCUCUGAACCCCAAUGGGAACAACAUCCUGAUCAAGCCCACCCACACCAUUGUAGAAACGAUGAUGUGAGCACUCUCUGUGAGAGGAAAUACUGAUUGGCGUGCUGUCUAUGUUAUUAUCAUAUAUUUGCUAACUUUGAUAGUGGUAGAACCAGGUUUAAAUUGUUCUAUAUAUCCGCACUAGGAAUAUUCUGGUUUGGUUUCUAUGAUGAUGAUGAUGAUGAAGAGAGUUAUAUACUGUAUAUAUAUAUAUUGUUGUUGGGUUGUUGUUUUUUAUCUUGGUAAUUUAAAAAAAUCGUAUUGUUGUUGUUACCGUUGUUGCUGUAGUGGGUGGCGAUCUCAGUUUAGGCAGUAUUUUGAGAUAGAACAACAUGUUCUAUGUUAACUACCUUUCUGUUGAUUGUGGAGAAUUUUCACUCAACACAAAUACAGUAAACUGAACGUGUAACUAACCGUGUAACAUGUUAGGUAGCAAACUAU